ACCAUCUGAUUUCCAUUUAUGAAAUGACGAGUUUGUUUUGAUAAGAUGGAUCUUAAUUGUGCUAGCGAGUUUAGUAAUCUUCAGUUUUAGAGAUUUGUAAAUGAAAAAUGUCAUUAAUAUGAAUCAAAAAGGAACUGUUAAAACUAAAGUUUCUAUAUUUCAGAUUUCACUAAUAGAGAACUGCUACACACUUAAAAAAUAUAUGGCAUCAAUGCAGAUCCGCGUCUUUGAAAUGCAAAUUUUAUGUAAAAACGAUACAUAAUUUACAUAAAUAUAAAGUAAUUCCAUAACUGGAUGAGUCUUGUUUAUAUGUAUGUACUUAUGUACAACUUACGUAUGCAGAUUUGUAGAUAGAAUUCUUAAAUGUGCUUUAGUAAUUACGGCAAGACUAUCCAUUGUGACGUUAUAGCAUCCCAAACGUUUAGAAUUGAAAAUGAGCGGGAUGAAAAAGAUUUUACUCAUUAGCGGCAAAAGAAAAUCAGGAAAAGAUUACAUUUCCAGCGCACUUCAUAAUAUACUCAGUGAUCGUAGUCAAAUCGUUCGCAUUUCAACGCCCAUAAAAGGCGAAUGGGCAAAACGACUCAAUCUAAAUUUGAACGAGUUACUGAGUGAUGGCCCUUAUAAAGAAAACUUUCGUAAAGAUAUGAUAGAAUGGAGCGAUUCUGUAAGAGCCGAGGACUAUGGGUAUUUCUGUCGAGCUGCUAUGCUGGAUGCAAAAGCCGAAAUUAUAAUUGUUAGUGAUAUACGACGCAAGACAGAUAUUAAAUAUUUUCGUGAAACUUAUGGCCCACUUGUAUAUACAGUGCGUAUUAAUACCAAAAACACAGUACGCAUCGAUCGAGGCUGGAUUUUUACUAGCGGCGUCGAUGACGUUGUAUCCGAAUGUGAUUUGGACGAUUAUCAGCAAUGGGACUUAGUGCUGGAGAACAAUUGUAAAUCAGAUGGCGAAGAAUGCAUCAAAGCUAUAACAACGAAAUGUCAUCUAUAAAUUUAAGGAUUCGUUAAGUUCAAAAAAAAAAGUAAAUAAAUCAAAUUAGCUCUGAAACAUUCACUUAACUGUACUGAUUAUACAACUAAAUUAAAAAUGGAUGUACAUAUGUAGAUAGUCGUUUACCAAUAAUAAAAACCUGAUAAAGCAGCGUGAAUAUUAUAAACAGA
Molecule: messenger RNA, 1158 nt
Organism: Rhagoletis pomonella (apple maggot)
Lineage: Eukaryota; Metazoa; Arthropoda; Insecta; Diptera; Tephritidae
Product: probable phosphomevalonate kinase
Exons: 2
Coding region: 434-988 (184 amino acids)
Biological process (GO): isopentenyl diphosphate biosynthetic process, mevalonate pathway; cholesterol biosynthetic process
Cellular component (GO): cytoplasm
Molecular function (GO): phosphomevalonate kinase activity
Source: RefSeq, a predicted model, not a curated record